AUGGCUUCAGAUCCAGGGCUGGCUGCGAUGCUGCUAUGGACUAUAUCACUACAGGCUCUGGGCACCACAGGAACUAACAGCAACGAAGUCAACCUACUGGACACGACGACCAUCACGGGAGACUGGGGCUGGCUAACGUAUCCGUCACAUGGGUGGGACGCCAUUAACGAGAUGGACGAGUACUUCAGUCCCAUCCACACAUACCAGGUGUGUAACGUGAUGAGCCCCAGCCAGAACAACUGGCUGAGGACGGGCUGGCUCCCCCGAGACGGAGCGAGGAGGAUCUACAUCGAGGUCAAGUUCACCCUGAGAGACUGCAACAGCAUGCCGGGAGUACUGGGCACCUGCAAGGAAACCUUCAACCUGUACUACUACGAGUCCGACAGAGCAGUGGGCUCUGCCGUACGGGAAAACCAGUUCAUCAAGAUUGACACCAUCGCUGCUGACGAGAGCUUCACGGGGGUGGACCUGGGAGUCCGCAGACUCAAACUCAACACAGAGGUGCGAGGCGUGGGCCCCCUCAGCAGGCGGGGCUUCUACCUGGCCUUCCAGGACAUCGGCGCCUGCAUCGCCCUGACCUCCGUGCGGGUGUACUACAAGCGCUGCGUAGGGGUGAGCCGCAACCUGGCCGUGUUCACCGAUGUGGUGACGGGGGCCGACUCAUCCUCCCUGGUGGAGGUCAGGGGUCAGUGUGUGGACCACGCGGAGGAAAGGGACACGCCCAAGAUGUACUGCAGCGCCGAGGGGGAGUGGCUGGUGCCCAUCGGGAGAUGCGUGUGCUCCGCCGGGUUCGAAGAACACAGGGACUCCUGCGUGGCCUGUGAGGUGGGAUUCUAUAAGCCGGUGGCAGGUGAUGGCCUGUGCGGUAAAUGUCCUCAACACAGCCACUCUGAGACCAGAGCCGCCCUCUCCUGCCCCUGUGACUCCAGCCACUACAGAGCAGCAGAUGACCCACCAGCGGCUCCAUGCUCCCGUCCUCCAUCUGCUCCGGUAAACGUCAUCUCCAUGGUCAAUGGGACGUCCGUGAAUUUAGAGUGGGAUCGCCCUCUGGAUACCGGAGGUCGCAGCGACCUAAAGUACAGCGUGCUGUGUCAGAAAUGCUCGGGGGAAGGGGGGCCCUGCGAGGACUGCGCAUCUUCCCCGGGAGGUGCCGGCGGCGGGAAGGCAGGAGGGGCGAGCGUCGGUUUUGGAGGGAUGGUGGAGCGCCUGGGCACCGCGGUGGUUCGAUUCGUUCCCCGCCAGACCGGGUUGACGGACCCACGGGUGACGGUGCUCAACCUGGUGGCUCACACCAACUACUCCUUCCGUCUCCUGGCCAUGAACGCAGUGACCCACCUGAGCAACGAGCCGUCACCUUACGCCUUGGUCAACAUCACAACGAACCAGGCAGCCCCCUCUGAAGUGAUGGCGAUCCGGCAGGAGAACACCAGCCAGAACAGUGUGCUCCUGAUGUGGCACGAACCCGACCAGCCCAACGGAGUCAUUCUGGAGUACGACAUCAAAUACUACGAGAAGGACAAUGAAGCGCACAGUUACUCCACCUUGAAGUCUAAAAAUACCAGCGCCCGGGUAUCAGGGCUGAAGCCGGGCACCAAGUACAUCUUCCAGGUCCGAGCCAGAACGUCGGCGGGCUGCGGACGCUUCAGCCAGAAUGUGGAGAUCCAGACUGGGAAAGCAGCUCCUCUGCGCUACAACACCAUGACCAUCAUCUGGAUCUGCAUGGCCCUGGUGUCCAGCCUGAUCACCUUUCUGGCCAUCAUCAUCUGCAGGAAACGACACUGUGGUUACAGCAAAGCCUUCCAGGACUCCGAUGAGGAGAAGAUGCAUUACCAGAACGGUCACGUGUCAUUUCCCGACGCGAGGUUCUACAUCGACCCGCACACAUACGAGGACCCCUGCCAGGCGGUCCACGAGUUCGCCCGAGAAAUUGAAGCUUCCAGGAUCAAAAUAGAGAAAAUCAUUGGCUCAGGGGAGUUCGGGGAGGUGUGUUAUGGGCGCAUGAGACUCCCGGGGAAGAGAGACAUCCCAGUGGCCCUGAAGACCCUGAAGGCGGGAUACACGGAGAAGCAGAAGAGGGACUUCCUGGCGGAGGCGUCCAUCAUGGCCCAGUUCGACCACCCCAACGUCAUCCGCCUUGAAGGAGUGGUAACCCAGAGCAAACCGGCGAUGAUCAUCACAGAGUACAUGGAGAACAGCUCUCUGGACUCCUUCCUCAGGAGGCACGAUGGCCAGUUCACCAUCAUCCAGCUGGUGGGUUUGCUGCGCGGCAUCGCGGCCGGUAUGACCUACCUGUCUGACCUGGGAUACAUCCACAGAGACCUGGCUGCCCGCAACAUCUUGGUCAACAGCAACCUGGUGUGUAAGGUGUCUGACUUCGGCCUGUCCCGGGUGCUGGAGGACGACCCCGACGCUGCAUACACCACCAGUGGCGGGAAAAUUCCAAUCCGCUGGACGGCCCCGGAGGCCAUCACCUACAGGAAGUUCUCCUCCUCCAGUGACGUGUGGAGCUACGGAGUGGUCAUGUGGGAGGUGAUGUCCUACGGAGAGCGACCGUACUGGAACCUCACCAACAGAGACGUGAUCAAAUCCGUGGAGGAGGGCUACAGGCUGCCCGCUCCCAUGGGCUGCCCCGGUCCUCUGCACACGCUCAUGCUGGACUGCUGGCAGAAGGACCGCAACGAGAGGCCGCGCUUCUGCCAGAUAGUCACCGUUCUCGACAAGCUAAUCCGCAACCCGGAGAACCUGAAGUCCAUGGACACGCUCUGCAGUUUAAACAGUCCCCCGCUGAUGGAGAGAGCCAUCCCCGACUUCAGUAGCUGUAACUCAGUAAAUGACUGGCUGGACACCAUAAAGAUGAGCCGCUACAAGGACCACUUUGCGGCAGGGGGGUACCAAACUCUGGGACACGUCAUAAGCAUGAACCAAGGGGACAUCCAGCGGCUCGGGGUGACACUGAUGGGCCACCAGAAGAAGAUCAUGACCAGCGUCCAGCUGAUGAGGGCGCAGGUCCUAAACAAAAGUGUGCCGUCUGUGCACGUAUAA
Molecule: messenger RNA, 3042 nt
Organism: Anoplopoma fimbria (sablefish)
Lineage: Eukaryota; Metazoa; Chordata; Actinopteri; Perciformes; Anoplopomatidae
Gene: epha8
Product: eph receptor A8
Exons: 20
Coding region: 1-3042 (1013 amino acids)
Biological process (GO): cell surface receptor protein tyrosine kinase signaling pathway; protein phosphorylation; axon guidance
Cellular component (GO): neuron projection; plasma membrane
Molecular function (GO): protein binding; ATP binding; transmembrane-ephrin receptor activity
Source: RefSeq, a predicted model, not a curated record